Molecule: messenger RNA, 417 nt
Organism: Cordyceps fumosorosea ARSEF 2679
Lineage: Eukaryota; Fungi; Ascomycota; Sordariomycetes; Hypocreales; Cordycipitaceae
Exons: 1
Coding region: 1-417 (138 amino acids)
Source: RefSeq, a predicted model, not a curated record
AUGUAUGGCUCCGCCGGCUUUCAGGCACUACGCGUGCCAUCAAGCCGCGCACCUGAAGCCAAAGACUUUGUUUCCGCAGCGGACUAUAUCGUUGUGUGGAUUUAUUUGGACUACCUAGACCUCUUUGAGGCUAUUUUUGAGGGUCAUCCUGAGAGUGUCUGGAUGGCCCGCGUUUCCCGCGUUUCGAUCGAGUAUCUCAGCGUCGCUGUUGUUGUUUUGGCAGCUUUCCUGUUCUCCAGACGCUUCCUUUCGCAAGCACUUCUUCACUUCAUCACACGCCGAGUCUCCUGGUGGCACUGGCUUCCAGAGAACGGUGGUGCCAAGGAGUUUGGACCCUUCUGGAGCGUGUUCCUUGCAAUGGCUGUGGUCAUGGCACCUCUCGCGCUUUUUACAGCUGCCAUCGCCGGCGUACACUAA